This is a messenger RNA of Phyllostomus discolor (pale spear-nosed bat), 805 nucleotides long. Its product is annotated as leukocyte immunoglobulin-like receptor subfamily A member 5. Gene Ontology annotation, molecular function: inhibitory MHC class I receptor activity. Gene Ontology annotation, biological process: cytokine-mediated signaling pathway. The transcript is spliced from 5 exons. Lineage: Eukaryota; Metazoa; Chordata; Mammalia; Chiroptera; Phyllostomidae. The coding region runs from base 89 to 805 and encodes 238 amino acids. The record is from RefSeq and is a predicted model, not a curated record.
UCCCACUGGCCACACCCAGUCCAUCUCUCUGUUCUGAGGACUCUGUGGUCUCUUCCUUUUGAACAGCCAGAACCAGAGAGGAGCUACCAUGGCACAUACCUUCAUGGCCCUGCUCUGCCUUGGGCUGAACGUGGGCCUGAGGACCCCAGUGCAUGCAGGGACCCUCCCCAAACCCACCCUCUGGGCUGAGCCAGGCUCUGUGACCCUGUUGCAGAGCUCUGUGACCAUCUGGUGUCAGGGGCCCAUGCAGGCCCAGAGGUUCUGUCUGCAUAAAGAGGGAAGCGGAAUAUCCUUGGAAAGACAGAAGCUACUGGAACCCAGUGACAAGGCCAAUUUCUCCUUCACACACACUACAGAGUAUGAUGCAGGGAGAUAUCAAUGCUCCUAUCUCAGCCCCAGUGGCUGGUCAGAGCUCAGCGACCCCCUGGAGCUGGUGGUGACAGGAUUCUACAGCACACCCAACCUCUCAGCCCUGCCCAGCCCUGUCCUGACCUCAGGAGGGAAUGUGACUCUCCAGUGUGGGUCACGGCAGAAAUUCAACAGGUUCAUUCUGAUUAAGGAAGGAGAAGACAGGUUCUCCUGGACCCUGGACUCACAGCCUCACCCCAGUGGGCAAGUCCAGGCCCAGUUCACUGUGGGCCCUGUGACCUCCAGUGACAGGUGGACAUUCAGAUGCUAUGGCUGUUAUAGGAGCACUCCCCAGGUGUGGUCACACCCCAGUGAUUCCCUGGAGCUCCUGGUCUCAGGAGCAGCCGACACCAUCAGCCCAUCAAACAACAGCUCAGAUAACAAGAGUGCUGAGUAG